Messenger RNA from Branchiostoma belcheri (Belcher's lancelet), 2495 nucleotides. RefSeq names its product SH3 domain-binding glutamic acid-rich-like protein 2. Bases 184 to 639 code for a protein of 151 amino acids. Gene Ontology annotation, cellular component: cytoplasm. The record is from RefSeq and is a predicted model, not a curated record. The transcript is spliced from 3 exons. NCBI's taxonomy places the organism in Eukaryota, Metazoa, Chordata, Leptocardii, Amphioxiformes, Branchiostomatidae.
ACGUCACCGAAUCAGCCUCGCUCUGACCAAUACAGGAAGUGAAGAGACGCGAACGUCCAUCUUGGGGUUAGGAGAAGUCUGUCUGUAUCCGCCAGACAUCGGAGCCAUCCGCGACAUUUCAAGCCCGAUUCUCAGCUCGUGCCGGUCUGCAGGACUUGCUGCGGCGUCUCCUCUCCGUAAUCUAUGACGAAGAUGGUGAUCAAGGUCUAUAUAACUGGCGUUUCGGCGUCAACUCAGUUGAGGAAGCACCAGCAGGAUGUACUGGACAUCCUCGGAGGGAUGAAAAUCGAACACCAGAUGAUCGACGUGUCCAUCGACGACGAGGCCAGACAGUUCAUGUGGACAAACAGCAAACAACCAGAGAAGGGAAAACCACUCCCUCCCCAGAUCUUCAACGGAGAAGAGUACUGUGGGGGCUGGGAAGAGUUUGAAGUGGCCAAGGAGAACGAACAAGUCUACGACUUCCUGAAACUAGACCAACCAGCAGGAGAGAAGAUCAAGUUCAGAGGGGAGGGGGAGGAGGAGGAGGACAAGAAGGACGAAGAAGAAAAGGCAGAGAACGAGGCACCAGCUGCAGACGAGGGAGAAACGAAAGAAGAAGAAAAAGCAGAAGAAGAGGCGCCUACAGAAGAUGAAUAGACAGAUUAGCUAUGCGUUAACUCAAGGCCUCGUCAACAUCAACGCUGCCAUCCCGUAAGGUCCAACCCAGCUGUCCUCGCAAAGCAGUAACAAUACAUUUCAUCCAUACCAUGGUAUGGAGUGAAAUAUAACUAACAUUGCAGAGUGUCUAGAAAAAGGGGGUUUGCAAUAGUUUUGUCUUGCCAUGGACCCAAAUAAUGAUUCUGUGACAGACGCACAUGUGAAAUUUGUGAACGACAAAUGUUGUUUGAAACUGGAGGUGUUACUUAUGUAGGAUGGCAGCGUGACAGGUAAAUAACUGAUGCCUUCUUGCCAAACACCUAUUGGAGUGCAACAUCUCGGUACAACAUGACCGUCUGUCUAAUCAAAAGUUGGAUAAUCAUACAAGGCAGUUGAAUGUAUAACAGGGGCCUUCCUUAGGAUUGUUGCCAGUCUGUACACCUUUAUUUUGCUUUAAGCACGUUUCAGCACUUUUUGUUUUAUUAGAUAUAUUUCUGAUCUGUUCAUUCAAAGAGAAUUCAAAAGAUAUUUUAUACGCGUUUUACAUAAUCUCAGCUUCAAAUGACACCUUGUGGAAUCUAUUGGGAAACAAAUUUAAGGAGACCAGGAACUUUCGACAGAGAUUAUUUGUUCUAGAAAAGUAUGUUACUCAGUUGAAGUAACACACUGCAGUUAGGACCAUUCUUUUCUGUUCGAUUUGCAACACCUUGCACCAAGCCACCAAAUAAAAAGGAUCGUUACUUCAGUAGUCCACCUCCUAAAUGUAAAUUUGUUGUAUUUUUAGUCACCUACGUCUGUGGGAAAAAUUAGCAUUCAUCAAUUUUUUGAUUGUGUACUGUUUGACCACUGGAACUGUUGGUAGUGUUAGAAAACGCUGUCAUGACAAUGAACUGGAAAGCGGCAAUAUUGCUGGACCAAGUUUCCCCACUAAAAGAUCCCAUAGAAGCGGAUAUGUAAGCAGCUUUGAUUUUUUAAUCUACGUGCCAAUUGAUCGAGAGAGGAUAGCUCUGUUAGAAAAUGCGUUAGGACAUUGUCAAUUUUUGUUGGAUAGUUGUUAGAGUUGUAUGCUGAUACAUGUAACCGUUAUGUACGCCAUGUAUACAUCUUUGACAUAUGCUCUGCUGUAUUUUACUCAAGGUCCAACAGUCGUGAUUAUAUGAUAAUCAUUUAUUGGUGCUCGCAAAACCCUGCACAAUACAGCAGGUUUUGCUGGUAGGCUGUUCUACAGUGCAGAAAGUAGGCAGACAAAUCAAACCAUUUACAGAUCUCUGUAUUUCCUACUGUAUUCUUCAGAAUUUUUAUAGUUCUUCAGUAGUUAUAUGUGAUGCUUUAGGGAAAAUUCUCAGCCAAAUAUAUCCUUUUGUAAUUUUCAAGUACAUUGAAAACAUGUUAGAACCAAAGUUUGGCGGCUAUCAAACUUAAUAGCUUUGAUUUUUUUUCCAUCUCCAUAAUUCUUAGAUCAGAUUUAUAAGGAUGAAAAAUACUGUUAGUGGAUUCCCUGUGUAAAUUAUGUACAAUGUAGAGGUUUGAAGUGAAGAAAGUUGCUGUGUUUAAGUUUAUGUAGCAGAGAUGUGUGUUAAUAGCUGAUGUCAGUCGAGCCAAGCAAGUCUAUGUAAAGUUUAGAAGUGCUGUCAAAAAUAUCAUACUUCUCUGCAAUGCCUGCCAAUAACAUAUGCUCAUACAUAACAAUGCAAUAUAUACAACAACAAAAGUUUUUAGUUUUCUUCUGGUAGGCCAUAUAGGUAUUAGCCUAGUACUGUGGCCAUUGAAAAGGGUUGUGAAAACAUCUCAGUUUGAUUCAAAUGCAGGAAAAUGAUCCGUUCGUAAUGAUAAUAAAAAAAAGUUGAAAACUUCCA